Messenger RNA from Cercospora beticola, 873 nucleotides. The record is from RefSeq and is a predicted model, not a curated record. Lineage: Eukaryota; Fungi; Ascomycota; Dothideomycetes; Mycosphaerellales; Mycosphaerellaceae.
AUGGACAAGUCGUUUGAGAGCAACGAGAUCGUAUUCUCCUCCAAGAAGGAGUUGAGGAAGAGGAUGAAGAAGGCAUCCAGUCAAGGGUCGCUAGACAUGGAGACGUACAACUUCAUUAACACCAAGAUCAUCCCGCAUUUCGACACACAUAGGUGGAACGGCACUAAGACGGGACGUGUCUGGAACUUGAGACCGCACAGGAUCAUUGAGCUAAAGACCAUCAACCGCGAAAAGGGGACCUGGACCACAACCAUGAUCGUAAACAAGAUCCCACCGACGGACGUAAUACCAGACACGACUUCAAUUGGCGAGCCAAACAAGUUCUCCGUGGAAGAGCCUAACUCCGGUGCAGCGCCCGACGCCGAUCCCUCGCCAGCUCUGAUCCGUGAUGCUGAGCUUGUCGAGCAAGCUCGUGCGCUCGAAGCACCUGUGAGUAUAGAGGCCGAAAGCACUUUGAGCAGCGACUACGAGGACAGCAUCGUUGGUAACAUGAAGCUCUUAGAGGACAUCUCGAACGAGCAUGUGUUCCUCGCCUGCAUUAUCUGUGUAAGAAUGAUCUACAUUCGAUGUGCGACGUCCUCCAAAUUCCCGGCGCAGUUCAAGACCAAUAACAUGUCGAGAAAGAACGACCUGAAGCUGUUCGAGACCAUAGGCAUCUACGUAAGCAUAAUAGCGAAGUCGGACGUAAUGAGGAUAGCGCGUGCUGUUGUCGGUGAGGACGCGUACCUCGCCUACGAUGCGGGCUUGGUCGUCUAUAUGCGCAUUAACGACAUUAUAAAGAUAAUAGGGAGCAGUAUGUUGAAUAUAGGCGAGUACUUGACUUCGAUACCGUCCAAACGUACGAGUUGGGGGAACAAGAUGUCGAGCGUUUAG